This is a messenger RNA of Suillus paluster, 435 nucleotides long. RefSeq lists its product as uncharacterized. The transcript has a single exon. Lineage: Eukaryota; Fungi; Basidiomycota; Agaricomycetes; Boletales; Suillaceae. The coding region runs from base 1 to 435 and encodes 144 amino acids. The record is from RefSeq and is a predicted model, not a curated record.
AUGCAACGUGAACAGAUUCGUGCGUGUCCACUCUGGCGGAAUGUCUACGCCCGUAACGAUUGCGUGUUCAUCAACACCAAUCCGGGCGCUGAAGGGAUGCAAGGACUUGAAGUUGCAAGAAUCAAGUCCUUCUUUUCAUUCAAACAUGACUGGGAAUUAUAUCCCUGCGCUCUCGUUCAUUGGUUUGACAAGGUUGGCGACUGUGCUGACGAGGACACUGGCAUGUGGAUAGUGUGUCCCAGUGUUCAUGACGACGACUCCCCAAACCUCGCCGUGAUUCAUAUUGAUACAGUCUACCGCACAGCACAUCUAAUCCCUGUCUACGGUUCUGAUUUCAUUCCCGAUUCCCUCAAGUAUUAUCACUCCUAUGAUGCUUUCCGCUCGUUCUACGUCAACAAAUACGCCGAUCACCAUGCCUUCGAGAUAGCAUCAUGA